Messenger RNA from Portunus trituberculatus (swimming crab), 5153 nucleotides. It is a transcript of the gene Sf3b3, whose product is annotated as splicing factor 3B subunit 3-like. The record is from RefSeq and is a predicted model, not a curated record. The transcript is spliced from 25 exons. Gene Ontology annotation, cellular component: nucleus; U2 snRNP. The coding region runs from base 198 to 3851 and encodes 1217 amino acids. Lineage: Eukaryota; Metazoa; Arthropoda; Malacostraca; Decapoda; Portunidae. Gene Ontology annotation, biological process: mRNA splicing, via spliceosome. Gene Ontology annotation, molecular function: protein binding; U2 snRNA binding.
CUGGCCGAGAUGGUGGCGGGGGUGAUCGUGAAGUGUACGUACGGGCAACGGCAUCGGCUUUAUUCGGCUCAGCGGCGCGUGGGUGUUGUUUACAGUGCCUCGUGUGUCCCAUGGCUCUCUAAACUUUGCUGGCCCGCCUCCCCUGGCUCCUGCUGACGAUACACUGGUAUUGAGGAGUGCCAAACUUUGCCGUCACAAUGUACCUCUACAACCUGACCCUGCAGCGUGCCUCGGGGAUCACUCAUGCUGUCCACGGCAACUUCUCUGGUGCCAGGACACAGGAGCUGGUGGUGUCCCGUGGCCGCUCACUGGAACUGUUGCGCCCGGACCCCAACACUGGCAAGGUCCAUACCAUCCUUACCACGGACAUAUUUGGAGUCAUACGCUCCCUUAUGGCCUUCAGGCUCACCGGAGGCAACAAAGAUUAUGUAGUUGUUGGUUCAGACUCGGGCAGAAUUACAAUCCUUGAAUAUAAUCAGUCCAAGAACCAGUUUGAGCGCAUCCAUAUGGAGACGUUUGGCAAGAGUGGGUGUCGUCGCAUCGUGCCUGGCCAGUAUCUUGCCAUUGAUCCCAAGGGCCGUGCUGUUAUGAUUGGGGCUGUAGAGAAGCAGAAGCUAGUGUACAUCCUGAAUCGUGAUGCAGCUGCCAGACUCACUAUCUCGUCUCCUCUAGAGGCCCACAAGUCCAACACACUUGUAUAUCACAUGGUUGGAGUGGAUGUGGGCUUUGAAAACCCUCUCUUUGCCUGCUUGGAGAUUGACUAUGAGGAAGCUGACACAGACCCAACAGGAGAAGCCGUCCAUCGCACUCAACAGACUUUAACUUUCUAUGAGCUGGACCUCGGACUCAACCAUGUGGUCAGGAAGUAUCAUGAACCAUUGGAGGAACAUGCCAACUUCCUUAUAUCUGUACCAGGUGGCAACGAUGGUCCCUCCGGUGUCUUGGUCUGCUCAGAGAAUUACAUCACCUACAAAAAUCUUGGUGACCAGCCUGACAUUCGCUGCCCCAUCCCCAGACGCAGGAAUGACUUGGAUGAUCCUGAGAGAGGAAUGAUCUUCAUCUGUGCCGCCACACACAAGACUCGCUCCAUGUUCUUCUUCCUCGCCCAGACAGAACAGGGUGAUAUCUUUAAGAUCACCUUAGAGACAGAUGAAGAUGUGGUGACUGAGAUCAAGCUGAAGUACUUUGACACUGUUCCACCGGCCACUGCUAUGUGUGUGCUCAAGACAGGCUUUCUCUUUGUUGCCUCAGAGUUUGCCAACCAUUAUCUAUACCAGAUUGCACACUUGGGAGAUGACGAUGAUGAACCGGAAUUCUCAUCAGCAAUGCCCUUGGAGGAGGGUGACACUUUCUUCUAUGCUCCCCGUCCACUGCAGAACCUGGUGUUGGUGGAUGAGCUGGACUCACUGUCUCCCAUCAUGGCCUGCCAGAUUGCUGACUUGGCCAAUGAGGACACACCACAGCUGUACACUGCCUGUGGUCGUGGGCCGAGGUCUUCCCUACGAGUGCUGCGUCACGGACUGGAGGUUAGCGAGAUGGCUGUGUCUGAACUGCCCGGCAACCCCACUGCUGUGUGGACUGUGAGGAAGAGGAGUGAAGAUCGCUUUGACUCUUACAUCAUGGUGUCUUUCGUCAAUGCCACUCUUGUGCUGAGCAUCGGAGAGACGGUAGAGGAAGUGACGGACUCAGGCUUUCUGGGUACCACGCCCACAUUGGCUUGUUCCCAGCUGGGUGAUGAUGCUCUGGUGCAGGUUUACCCGGAUGGCAUCAGGCAUAUCCGAGCCGACCGUCGAGUGAAUGAGUGGAAGGCUCCCGGCAAGAAGACCAUCGUUCGCUGUGCCCUCAAUCAACGGCAAGUAGUCAUUGCACUCACUGGAGGAGAGAUUGUGUACUUUGAAAUGGACCCGACAGGACAGUUGAAUGAGUAUACAGAACGGAAGGAGAUGAAAAGUGACGUCAUCUGUAUGGGUGUGGGUCGCGUCUCGGCUGGAGAGCAGCGGUCAAGGUUCUUGGCUGUUGGACUGUCAGACAACACUGUUAGGAUCAUCAGUCUGGACCCAAAUGACUGCUUGACUUUGCUGGGCAUGCAAGCAUUGCCAGCUCUGCCUGAGUCACUUUGCAUCAUUGAAAUGGGUGGCCAGGAGUCGGUUGAUGGUGAACCUCGUACUCUAGGAUCACUCUAUCUCAACAUUGGCCUGCAGAAUGGUGUGUUGCUUCGAACGGUCCUGGAUGGCGUGACGGGUGACAUGUCGGACACCCGUACUCGAUACCUUGGCUCACGGCCGGUCAAGCUCUUCCGAAUCAUCAUGCAGGGCAAUGAGAGUGUCCUGGCAAUGUCAUCUCGGUCGUGGCUCAGCUAUUACUAUCAGAACCGUUUCCAUCUCACUCCUCUGUCAUAUGAGAGUCUGGAGUAUGCGGCAGGCUUCUCCUCAGAGCAGUGUCCUGAAGGCAUUGUUGCUAUCUCAACUAACACCCUCAGAAUUUUGGCUCUGGAGAAGCUGGGAGCUGUCUUCAAUCAGGUGUCUCAUCCUUUAGAAUACACACCUCGCAAGUUUGUGAUCCACCCAGAGAGUGGACACCUGUUACUCAUAGAGACAGACCACAAUGCCUACACAGAGGACACCAAACGACAGAGGAAGAUGCAGAUGGCAGAGGAAUUGAGAGAAGCAGCUGGAGAGGAGGAGGCUGAGGUGGCUGAGAGGAUGGCUGAGGCACUGCUGUCUGAGGACCUCCCUGAUGCAGUGUUUGGUGCGGCCAAGGCUGGACCAGGCAUGUGGGCAUCCUUGGUGAGGGUGAUUGAGCCCAUCCAAGGCAAGACACUUCACACCAUUCACCUGGAGCAGAAUGAGGCAGCCUUCAGCAUUGGCCUGGUUAAAUUUGCCAACCAGCCUGACAUGGACCAGCAGUUCCUCCUGGUUGGGACAGCACGAGACUAUCAGUUGAGUCCCCGGCAUGUUGAGUGUGGCUACAUAUAUUGCUACAGGGUGGCAGCAGACUGCACAUCGCUGGAGCUGGUUCACCGCACAGAGGUGGAAGACAUUCCCACCUCCAUCUGUGCCCACAGUGGCCGUGUGCUGAUUGGUGUGGGCCGACUCCUCAGGAUUUAUGACCUAGGAAAGAAAAAACUAUUGAGGAAAUGUGAGAAUAAGCACAUUCCAAACCUCAUAGUGGACAUCAAGGCACGAGGACAGAGGGUGUAUGUGACGGACGUACAGGAGAGCCUGUUUGUGCUUCGCUACAGACGCCAUGAGAACCAGCUCAUCAUAUUUGCAGAUGACACAAACCAGCGAUGGGUGACAACAUCUUGUCUCCUUGACUAUGAUACAGCUGCUCUCGCUGAUAAGUUUGGCAAUGUGGCUGUGGUCCGUCUGGGUAAUGAUGUCAAUGAUGACGUGGAUGAAGACCCAACAGGCAACAAGGCACUGUGGGACCGAGGGCUGCUGAAUGGAGCGUCACAGAAGGCAGAGGUGGUGGCCAACUUCCACGUGGGAGAAACCAUCAACACUUUAGAGAAAGCCACACUCAUUCCGGGAGGCAGCGAGUCCCUUGUGUACACCACACUGAGUGGCACAGUUGGUGUCUUGGUUCCAUUCACAUCACGGGAGGAUCAUGAACUUUUCCAGAACCUUGAGAUGCACAUGAGAUCUGAACAUCCUCCUCUGUGUGGCCGGGAUCACCUCUCCUUCAGGUCUUACUUCUUCCCUGUUAAGAAUGUGAUUGAUGGUGACCUGUGUGAGCAGUUCAACAUGGUUGACUCAGUCAAACAACGGUCCAUUGCUGAAGACUUAGACAAAACUCCCAAUGAACUUUCCAAGCGACUGGAAGAUAUCAGGACCAGAUAUGCCUUCUAAGGUGGAAGGUUGUGCAACGUCUCUUACACCGCCCUCCUUGCCUUGAUGUUUGUGAGUGUUUCCUUUUCUUUUGAGCCACUCUGUUUAGGUAUCACUUGUAAGAUAGGAGUCAGUGUGGCAGCCAGAAAGAUAUGUCAGUGUGAGAUGAUCAGAGGGAAAGAUUAACAUCAUUAUAGGAGAUAACAAAACAAAGCAGGGGACCCCUCAUCUCAGGAAUGUGAAUCUAUUCAAUGAAGACCUUUACCUAAUAAUGCUGGCUGAUCAAAGGCUGUAAAGGUAAGUUACCUGGUGGUGAAAACUGUUCAGGUAUACAACCAGGUGGUGGCUGUCAUCUUGUUUCUUUAUGUUCACAAUAGCCUCCUGUGUGUGUGUGUGUGUGUGUGUGUGUGUGUGUGUGUGUGUGUGUGUGUGUGUAUUAUUAAUUUCUUUAUCUAUUUAUGGCUUGCUGUGCCAUUUGUACUACUAGACCCUGUUAUUCAAUUUAGAUCACAUUCCUUGCAAGUCACAGCCAAAACUUAGGAUAUUUUAUGACCAAAAAUAUCGUCUUUUAAGUACAAAUGUUGUAAAGAAACAAAAUUGUCAGGUAUAUAUAUAUAUAUAUAUAUAUAUAUAUAUAUAUAUAUAUAUAUAUAUAUAUAUAUAUAUAUAUAUAUAUAUAUAUAUCAGACACUGGUUAGAAAAUGAAAGUAGUUCUUUGGAUGGUGGACAGUAUAGAGUUGGGGGUUAGUGUAUGGGUUUGAAACAUAUAUAAGUAGUAGUUGCACAUUAGUCAUUAACAAUUCAUCUUCAUUGGUUUUGUAGGUUGAGUUAUUUUCACGAAGUCCUCUGCAUUUCAUUUGUUUGUAAAGUUUUCAUCAAUCUUUUCACAUUAAGUUUGGCUCAGAAUUAUUGAGAAUUCUUUUAUCAUGACAUGAGUGUAGUUGUUUUUGUUAUCUAUCACACUAAUGUUUCUUAGACAAUAGCUGGAUAUUUUGAACAUAAGAAUGACGGAGACUAAUUUUUUCAAACCCAACUUUAUGAUUGCGUUAUGGUCACAGUCACAGAAUGUAAGAUAUUUAAAGUUUCCAGAGGUUGAGAUUUUGGGGAUGUAACAUGGAUCUAUGUAUAGUGACAAGUUUGUGGCAUAUUAAAUAUCUUUGUACCAACUGUAGUGUUCUGUUGAAAGCUUACCUUGAGCUGAGAUAAACUUUUGUGAGAUGGGUAGAUGAAUGUAAAUGACAUGUCGUAGCUCUGAUUGCUAGCUCUUAAGGUUUUACCAGGUAAGGCAUAUUUUGUAUAAAUAAAAGAUUAAAUACUGUAUUA